Molecule: messenger RNA, 1942 nt
Organism: Agelaius phoeniceus (red-winged blackbird)
Lineage: Eukaryota; Metazoa; Chordata; Aves; Passeriformes; Icteridae
Product: activator of 90 kDa heat shock protein ATPase homolog 2-like
Biological process (GO): protein folding; positive regulation of ATP-dependent activity
Cellular component (GO): cytosol
Molecular function (GO): ATPase activator activity; protein-folding chaperone binding
Source: RefSeq, a predicted model, not a curated record
GGGGAGCGGCGGCGGAGGCGGCGCCGCGGCAGCGCCAUGGCCAAGUGGGGCCAGGGGGACCCGCGCUGGAUCGUGGAGGAGCGGGCGGACGCCACCAACGUGAACAACUGGCACUGGACGGAGCGGGACGCGACCAGCUGGUCCAAGAGGAAGCUGAAGGAGGUGCUGGAGGGGCUGGUGGUGGAGGGCGAGGCCGGGCGCUGCGAGAUCGGCGACCUCAAACACGUGGAGGGCGAAGCGUCCUGCAACAGCCGCAAAGGGAAACUCAUCUUCUUCUACGAGUGGAACCUGCGCCUCAGCUGGAAAGGUACAGUCAAAGAGUCUGGUGAGAAACAUAAGGGAUCUGUUGAAAUUCCUAACCUGUCAGAAGAAAAUGAGGUAGAUGAUACAGAGAUAAAUGUUAGCAAGAAGAAAGGGGAAGGGGAUGUUCUGAAGGAGCUGAUGAGAACUGAAGGAACCACCAAAGUGAGAGAGGCCCUGAGGGACUACCUGAAAGCACUUAAAACAGAGUUCACCUUGGGAAUGAUUCUGCCAACCAAAGCUGCUGUAGGUCAGGAACUGGCCACGGAGCGAAAACCAAGUGGGAGCCCUGUGCAGGACUCUGUUACACCACAGGCUCUGGAUAUGGUUGGAGUAAAAAUUCCAACAGUGAGGAUACAGAUGAGGGAAGUCUUCAACUCUCCAGCUGAUGAACUGUACAGCAUCUUCACAAAGAAGGAAUUGGUACAGAAGUUCUCCAAGUGCCCAGCUGUGAUUGAAGCAGAGAAAGGAGGCAAACUCCAGAUGUUUGAGGGCUGUGUCAGUGGUGAAUACACAGAACUGGUGCCAAGCCAAAGACUGGUCCUGAAGUGGCGGUGUAGGAGCUGGCCUGAGGAACAUUAUGCAACUGUGGCCUUGACCUUCCAAGACCUGGCGGCUCAGUCGGAGCUGGAGCUGGAAUGCAAAGGGGUUCCUGUCUCCCAUGAAGAGAGCACAAGACAAUGUUGGAAGAAGCAGUAUUUUGAAGAAAUACAUCUUUUACUGCAGCAAUCAAAAGACAGCAUGGAAUGAUAACAGCACUGUAGUUUUGUUAGGGCAUUACUUUUUAUACUUUGUUAACAUUUGGUUUUCUAAAAAAAAAAGAAAAAAUAUAAUUUAUUUGUGGGAAGAAUAAAGACCCACCUCUAUGAGACUGUACAUAGUUUAAGCACUAUUUAUGGGUUUUUAGGGAAUGAGAGGCAAGUCAGACUGUGUACAUCAAUAGCUUUACCUGGGGACAGUGAUCUCUGUUCUGCUUGCCUGGAACUUCAGAGUGAUAAUGAUCCAGUUGCAGUGAACCCUGCCCUCAGAGGCAGGUGAGCUACACCAUCAAUAGAAGCAUUUCCAGUUCCUUAACAUUCAGUGUAUCAAGUGGCAGAAUUAAAUCCCUGUAGGAGACGGAGUUCCCAGCAGAGGUGAGCUGCAAGGGAUUACAAAACUGCUGAUCCACUUCAAGAAAUGGGGGUGUCAUUUACAGCCUCUGUGGAAUGAAUACUUGCUAGGUGCUUUUAACUGCAGACUCUUGUCAGCUGCAGUCUUAGGAAGAUAAUUAACAAUGUCAUGUAAUUAUUAGGUCUGCAUGCACUGUACUCCCUUCCUUGACCUCGGUGUGACAUUUAUUUAGCAAGAAACAAACAGUAGUAGUGCUUUCUUCCUGCAGUUCUGUAAAACCUUCCACUGCAAUGAUUCACAGCCCUCUGCAAUGCUGUACCUCAAAGAGAACAACUGUAAAGAGAAUUUUGACAGGAACAGAUUGUAAUUCCUAAUUAAACCAUCUCGAGGUGAGCAAGGAUGACUUAGGUCUCAAAUGCUUUAUAAAUAAAGUGUACAGAUAAAAUAUGCAAUCUGAAACAAUUUGACCACAAUAGGGCAGGCUGCUUUUGGAAAACAUGCUUGGCUCAAUAAAACUAUGAUUUUACAUCAA